Molecule: messenger RNA, 948 nt
Organism: Closterium sp. NIES-65
Lineage: Eukaryota; Viridiplantae; Streptophyta; Zygnematophyceae; Desmidiales; Closteriaceae
Source: the annotation of a GenBank genome assembly
AUGGGGAGCAAGGGGUUACACGCACAGCAAGGGGCGCAUGGGGAGCAAGGGGUUACACGCACAGCAAGGGGCGCAUGGGGAGCAAGGGGUUACACGCACAGCAAGGGGCGCAUGGGGAGCAAGGGGUUACACGCACAGCAAGGGGCGCAUGGGGAGCAAGGGGUUACACGCACAGCAAGGGGCGCAUGGGGAGCAAGGGGUUACACGCACAGCAAGGGGCGCAUGGGGAGCAAGGGGUUACACGCACAGCAAGGGGCGCAUGGGGAGCAAGGGGUUACACGCACAGCAAGGGGCGCAUGGGGAGCAAGGGGUUACACGCACAGCAAGGGGCGCAUGGGGAGCAAGGGGUUACACGCACAGCAAGGGGCGCAUGGGGAGCAAGGGGUUACACGCACAGCAAGGGGCGCAUGGGGAGCAAGGGGUUACACGCACAGCAAGGGGCGCAUGGGGAGCAAGGGGUUACACGCACAGCAAGGGGCGCAUGGGGAGCAAGGGGUUACACGCACAGCAAGGGGCGCAUGGGGAGCAAGGGGUUACACGCACAGCAAGGGGCGCAUGGGGAGCAAGGGGUUACACGCACAGCAAGGGGCGCAUGGGGAGCAAGGGGUUACACGCACAGCAAGGGGCGCAUGGGGAGCAAGGGGUUACACGCACAGCAAGGGGCGCAUGGGGAGCAAGGGGUUACACGCACAGCAAGGGGCGCAUGGGGAGCAAGGGGUUACACGCACAGCAAGGGGCGCAUGGGGAGCAAGGGGUUACACGCACAGCAAGGGGCGCAUGGGGAGCAAGGGCACCAAAGAAGAGCACAGUGGCACUGGCGGACAUGGAAGCCAUGGCAAGGAGGUGCAUGGGCGCACAGCACCACAAGGGGCGCAGCGUGGUGCAAAGCGGUGCAUGGGAGGCCUACCACCGAAGAAGCGCACAGCAGCACUGGCGGACAUGACAUGA